Equus quagga is the source of this 2029-nucleotide messenger RNA. It is a transcript of the gene ART5, whose product is annotated as ADP-ribosyltransferase 5. Lineage: Eukaryota; Metazoa; Chordata; Mammalia; Perissodactyla; Equidae. The transcript has 4 exons. The coding region runs from base 858 to 1784 and encodes 308 amino acids. Gene Ontology annotation, molecular function: NAD+-protein-arginine ADP-ribosyltransferase activity; NAD+ poly-ADP-ribosyltransferase activity. The record is from RefSeq and is a predicted model, not a curated record.
CUGCGAGUGGUCGGACCCUACUGAAGGGAAGGGGCGCAAAGAGAAGGGAGGGGGGCGGGGGCGGCUCAGAUGCUGGACCCAAUGCGUGGGCCAUAUGCAAAUUGCAUGCAAAUCAGCGAGAGCAGAAGCGGUGACCUCUCGGCGGCGGGACCCUCGGGGGGCUCCCAGGCCAAGUGGUCUGGGGGCCGGGCACCUCGGGUCGGGCCCACCUGAGGGAGAGGCCGAGUUUACAAGCCCGCUUCCCUAACCCUGGUCUGGCUCGGAGUCAAAGAGGGUCCGGGAGAAAGAGCUCGCCGUCCUCGGAAAGGGGGUCACGCCCCUCACCCCUUCCCCCGCCGCUCCCGCCCCCACCUCAGUGUCCGUUGUUGGGAAAAGAGGUGUCGGGUUGCCGCCGCGGGGGCUAUAGUUAGCCGCGGACUUUGUUUAUCUGGGACUCCGGGGACGUCGCAGCGCCCGCCCAGACUGGAGCCCCGCGCCUCCUCGCUCCUUCCCGCUCUCCGCCUCCGCUAUCUCCUGGUGGGUCCCCGGCCCCCGCCCCCUCCCCUCUCCUAGCUGAGCCAAAUUACGGCUCCACCUUGACCGUUGCAAGAAAGUCCCCGGGCAGAAGAGGCGGAGCCUGGGGGCGUCUGGGAGUCUGGGGAGCGGAGACCUGGGGAUGCGCUCCUGCCGGUAGACCAUCAACUCCAAGCCCCGCCCACCCCCUUAGGCGCGCCCUUGGCCCCGCCCACGCCCCGCCUGGACCCGGGGUCCUGGACCAGGGACCCCGUCCACCGCAGAAGGCGGCCAGCUCUCGUCAAGACUCACCACCGCUGGUCCCACCCUCAUCUGCACCUCGCCCUCCUGAGUCUCCCCUAGGAAUGAUGCUGGCAGCUCUGCUGAUCGCUCUCGGCGGCCUCAGUCUGCACACCCUCUGGCAGGCUCAGGCUGUUCCCAUCCUGCCCCUGGGCCUGGCUCCAGACACCUUUGAUGAUGCCUAUGUGGGCUGUGCGGAGCAGAUGGAGGAGAAGGCAGCCUUUCUGCUAAAGGAGGAGAUGGCCCGCCACGCCUUGCUGCGGGAGUCCUGGGAGGCAGCCCAGGAGGCCUGGGAGCACAGGCGUCGAGGGCUCGCCCUGCCCCCUGGCUUCAAAGCCCAGCAUGGAAUCGCUGUCAUGGUCUACACCAACUCAUCUAACACUCUGUACUGGGAGCUGAACCAGGCCGUGCGGACAGGCGGUGGCUCCCGGGAGUCCUACAUGAGGCACUUCCCUUUCAAGGCUCUGCAUUUCUACCUGACCCGGGCCCUGCAGCUGCUGCGGGACGGUGGGGGGUGCCACAGAGGAUCUGGGGAGGUGGCGUUCCGAGGCAUGGGCACCCUUCGCUUUGAACCCAAGAGGCUGGGGGACUCUAUCCGCUUGGGCCAGUUUUCCUCCAGCUCCCUGGAUGAGGCGGUGGCCCGAAGAUUUGGUAAUGCCACCUUCUUCUCUCUAAGGACUUGCUUCGGGGCCCCUAUCCAUGCCCUGUCUGUCUUCCCCAAGGAGCGUGAGGUGCUGAUCCCCCCCUAUGAAGUCUUCUUGGUCACCAGGUUCUCCCAGGAUGGAGCUCAGAGCCUAGUGACUCUCCAGAGCUAUAAUCAGACCUGCAGCCACUUUAACUGUGCCUAUCUGGGUGGGGAGAAGAAGCGGGGCUGUGUGUCUGUACCAAGGGGGCAGCCAGACUCAUCCUCCAAUGGGAACUUCUCUCUGCUCCCCUGGAAGACCCUGCUCUUGGCCCCUGGGGGGUUCCUGCUCUCAGGAGCUGGGCCCUGAAAGUCCAAUGCCUGCCGCUCAGGAGUCCUGGGAACUGGCGACCUUCAUCUGAAGAAGGGGGUUUCGAACAGCCUCGAGAAGCAAAGACACGGUUUCGGACCCAGCCCUAGCAGCCAUCUCCCCAAUCAGGAAGUGGGGGGGAUCUGAGGCCAUGGCAGGGUGGAGGGAGGCCCCCUAUGUGGUGGGGACCCCCUAGGACAAGCAAGGGUAGUACUGUGAUGGCUACUUGAUUAAACAGUGUUGCA